Molecule: messenger RNA, 2808 nt
Organism: Arvicola amphibius (Eurasian water vole)
Lineage: Eukaryota; Metazoa; Chordata; Mammalia; Rodentia; Cricetidae
Gene: Tnfrsf14
Product: TNF receptor superfamily member 14
Exons: 8
Coding region: 784-1620 (278 amino acids)
Biological process (GO): defense response to Gram-positive bacterium; defense response to Gram-negative bacterium; negative regulation of alpha-beta T cell proliferation
Cellular component (GO): external side of plasma membrane
Molecular function (GO): protein binding
Source: RefSeq, a predicted model, not a curated record
AGCGCAGGUUGAAGGACCUUAAGGAACUUGGUUUCCUGCGUUCUGUUGGGGUUGCUCAGUCCUCUUUGGAGCCUAGGUCUAUAGUAGACCCCAACUCCAGGCUCACUGAGGUUCAUGCUCAAAGAGGGUGGAUCUGGGCCCACACACUACUCUGUAGUGAGAAGCCCCACCAGCAGUUGCAGAAGGACUGUUCUGCCUGGGGGGACGGCGAUAAGAAGUCCCGCUUCACCCCUGCUUCACCCCUGCUUCACCCCUUCGAGGGAUAAAGGUUGGCUCCUAUUCUUAGGGCCCCAUGUACUCAGAAGUGUGUAGGCUGAGGAACUGGGCCGUGCAAGCGGCAUUGGGGAAGAACCCUCACAUGGUGACUGGGAAGUGACUAGAAGCUUCUGGGGAAGGGUCCUGUGAGAGGGCUGUGUUGGGAGGUGGGUCAGCAAAGUUCCCCGUUGCUUGAGGCUGAGUUUCCUUUGUCAGAAAACUCAAGACCAGCACCGAAGUAUUUGAAGUGCCCUGGGGGGCAGACAAGCUUCCACAGGGUGUCCCUGCAGGCUGGGACUGUACGAAGGGGGACUCGCUAGUGUUCUCGUACUGCUACUGCUGUGGCUGAGGCUUCCUCUGGUGUUCUGGGACUGGCCCUCCCAAAUCACCCUCCUCAUUACUCUUGGUACCUCCCUCUGGCUGACUGGGUUUCUCUUUCAUUUUCCCUUCUUGCUAAUGAGCUGAGGAGGUAUUUGUGUGCAGCCCAGGCCCACGGGGCUCCGGGCCUUCAGUAUCUUGGUCAGGAGCAUGGAACCUCUGCCAGGAUGGGAGUCUUCACCCUGGAGCCAGGCCCCCACAGCCAACACCUUCAGGCUGGGGCUGUGUGUCUUCCUUUUGAACUUCCUGUCCUGUGUCGCUGUUGAGCCCUUAUGCAAAGAGGAGGAGUAUUCUGUAGGGGACCAGUGCUGCCCCAUGUGCAGCCCAGGUUACCAUGUGAAGCAUGCCUGCAGUAAUUGGACAGGCAUAGUGUGUGCCCCCUGUCCCCCACAGACAUAUACUGCCCAUGCAAAUGGCCUGAGCGAAUGCCUGUCCUGCGGAGUCUGUGAUCCAGACAUGGGCCUAGUGACCUGGCGGGAGUGCUCCAGCAGGGAGGACACUGUGUGCCGCUGUAUCCCAGGCUACUUCUGUGAGACCCAGGAGGGAGACCACUGUUCCACGUGCUUGCCACACACCAACUGCUCUCUGGGACAGAGGGUACUAGAGAGAGGUAAUCACAUCCAGGACACUGUCUGUGCUGACUGCCCGACAGGGACCUUCUCACUUGGAGGGGCUCAGGAGGAAUGUCUGCCCUGGACCAAGUGCGAUGCAUGGUAUCAGAAAGCAGAACAUGGGACCAGCAGCACAGAUGCCACCUGCUCCUUCUCCGGGCUAUUCUACUUUAUUUGUUUCAGCCCUUUGGGCUUUAUUUUGGUGUUGGUGGUUGUCGUAAUAGUCGUCUACAUUAGAAGAAAGACAUCACGUACCAGACCGGUGGCCAGGGAACUGGAGCCCUUGCAGAACUAUGCAGCUCCUGGCGUGGUGCCUGAGAGGCAGGACUUCACCCUGGGUUUCUCUGGCAGAGGCAGGAACAACACAACACUGUGAAGCUUCCCGUCGCUGAGGUUGGGUCUGCUGCAAUUGAGGAGACAGCUUUCAACCGUGUGAAUUCUGGGUGAUGAGCACCUUGGAGACCCUGGAUGGAAACUUCCAUAUGCUGCGGAGCACGACUGCUGCCCUGGGCUGCUCCAGCACCACACUGCAGUGGAGAUGUGGUUUGGCUCAGAGUCGAAGAGUUUGCCAUUCUUACUGUCAAAUGGGAUCUGGGAGCCUCUAUAUUUUCCCAUCUGCUCCCAUGGGUCCCUCCAUCUAAACUCCUGGGAGGUGGUGACUCAAAACCUCCAGUAUCAAUGACAGCUACCACUGACCCUACUGCCCCGCUAUUCUGUCAGCUCACAGCAUUCAGUUUAAACCCUAGGCUGCUGCCUGCCCUGGAGAACAGGUGGGCUGGUGAGCAUGGCCUCUCGGGUCUGGGGAGCACCCCAUGAGACGUGAACCAGGGAAUUCGUUUUUGAGGGUCUGGGGAGCACCCCGUGAGACAUGAACCAGGGGAUUUGUUUUUUGAGGGUCUGGGGAGCACCUCGUGAGACUUGAACCAGGGGAUUCAUUUAUUUUGAGGGUUCUGGGGCUGCAAUCCCGACCUUGCCCAUGCAAGGCUUUGCCACUGAGCUAUAUUCCCAGCUCUCUCUUCAUUUUUAUUUUGUGGCAGAAUUAUAUGAAAUUGUCUGGGAUCACUUUGGACUCAUUCUGUACUUGGGGCAAGCCUCAAACUUGACCUCUCUACCUCAGCCUUUCAAGUAACUGCGAUUACCUCAGUGGGCCUCCAGGCUGGGACAAGAUUCUUUUCUGUUCUUUUCUUCUCUUUCUGGUGUGUGUGUGUGUGUGUGUGUGUGUGUGUGUGUGUAUGCGUAUGCAGGCUAGAGGUCCCUUGUGUGAUAUUCCUUAGUAGCUAACUAUCUUGAGUCAGCCUGGGGCUCACCAAUUCAGCUAGACUAUUCUGUCCCUGAACCCGUCUCUGUCUCCUCAGUGCUGGGAGAAUAGGCACAUAGCACUACACCAAACUUUUUAAGUGGGUUCUGGGGAUGAACUCGGGUUCACGAAGUCAUAUCCUUAAACUUGUGGGGCAGCUUAGUGACUGAACCAUUCCCUCGCCUCAGAAGGAUUUUCUAAAUUACAUUUGUAUCUUCUCUUAUUUUUCUACUUGUUAUAAGAAAUAAUAAAUAUUUUUGUUACGUG